AAGUUUCGUAAAAUAUUCAGUCUCAAUAAAUUUCCCAACAUUCGAAAAAUGGUAGAAAAAAACUAAAUAUUAAGCUUCCAGUUAGAUAUCAAUAUUUCGUUAUAAGUUAAGCCAAUAUCCAAUCCAAUAGAAACAUCGAGGAUUUAAGAAGAAAAGUCAAAUAAACUAGCUGGCACAAGGGCAAUACAAGAUCUUCGAAGAAAAUAAUUGUGAGCUCAUUGGACACAAGAAGCUGAAGAAUUCCAGUUUUUAGACAUAUCCUCUAUUGCGUCACUUGAACCGAUAACUGCAAGACAACCUUCAGGAAAAACGAUAUAUAGUGGCAAUCAAUCAAUUUAUUAAAACACACAAGAAAUUGUCCCAGAUAAUCGCUUAUUCGAGUGAUUCGAUUGUACGACGACAAAGUACGCUGAACUUGGCUAUCGAUCUGUCUAGGGCAGAUUUUGCAGCAGGAAUAUAAGGUGUCCUUGGCAGUCCCGGCAUAGGCUCGAACGACCUGAGCGCUAACCAAAGCUUCCUGACUAACCCAACUUAUCAACCGAACUUAUUGUUAAACAGCCCAGUACAAGAAUGGCACCCCUCGCUGAAUUAUUGAUUGCAAAGAAACUGGUUCGUUGGGUUAAUCGGGCGCUACAGGCACAUAUAAACCAUAUAGAGGAGUUAUCAUCGGGCGCCGCAUAUUGUCAACUAUUGGAUCUAUUGUUCGUGAACUCGGUGCCUCUGAAUGAAGUCCGAUUCACCAGCAACCAAAUUGUACAUUUUAAAAACAAUUUUCAUAUUCUGUUGAAGGCCUUCAAAGCACUGGGCAUACCCAUCAAGAUACCGUUGCAUCAUAUAGUACGCGGCGACUUUCAUGAGAAUCUGUGCUUCGCCAAACGCUUCUAUAAGUUCUUUCGCGAGGUGGAGAAGGGGCGCGGCGGCAAGCUGGAUACCAAGGGCUACAAUCCGCGGCUGCGUCGCAAUUACGAGCUCAUCUCGAUAGGCACCCCCACAAUAGAGGUGUGCCACCAAGGCACACAGACCUCGAUGGAGCUGCUGCAGAUUGUGGAGGAGGAGAAGGCCAAGUUAGAGGUAGCGGCCGGAGAAAUCGCCAACUCGAAGGUAACUAUGCGGCAAGAGCGCGACUUCUAUCUGAGGAAGCUGACUCAGAUCGAGAAAUUGGCGCGCGGCCACACCACAAUAAAUAUGGCCAGCAAGGAUGUCCUCAAAAUACUGUACCAGACCGAGCCUGGCUUUGCGCUGCCGGCCAAGGCAACUGAGGCCGAAACCGAGUCGGAUCCGAAACCGAAUCCGAAUCCGAAACCUCCAACACCCUCCGAUGCGGCAAACAGCGAACAAUAAUCGAGAUGUGGCGAUGAUAGGCUUGCUUUCAUUUUUCGAAUGCCCUCACAUUAACCGAAACUUCAAUCUUUUUGGCAUUGACAUAAGCAAUAAAAAAAAUUUAUUUGUUAACAAUUUCAAUUAA
Molecule: messenger RNA, 1465 nt
Organism: Scaptodrosophila lebanonensis
Lineage: Eukaryota; Metazoa; Arthropoda; Insecta; Diptera; Drosophilidae
Product: microtubule-associated protein RP/EB family member 3-like
Exons: 5
Coding region: 571-1341 (256 amino acids)
Biological process (GO): spindle assembly; protein localization to microtubule plus-end; regulation of microtubule polymerization or depolymerization
Cellular component (GO): microtubule organizing center; cytoplasmic microtubule; microtubule plus-end
Molecular function (GO): microtubule plus-end binding
Source: RefSeq, a predicted model, not a curated record